Molecule: messenger RNA, 666 nt
Organism: Stereum hirsutum FP-91666 SS1
Lineage: Eukaryota; Fungi; Basidiomycota; Agaricomycetes; Russulales; Stereaceae
Exons: 7
Coding region: 122-460 (112 amino acids)
Source: RefSeq, a predicted model, not a curated record
GGCGUUUGAAGCCCCUCUGAGCGCUGUCACAAGCUUUGUAUAGGUCCCCAUCUUCCUUUCUUUCUACUAGCUCUCUGCGAAAGUUACUGGUCAUCAGCUGGAUUCUUGAUCUGGCUUUUCAAUGGCUCUGGGAACCCUGGCUGCCCUUGGCUUGUUGGCUUUCUUCCGCAUCGGCCAGUUCGCUGUUCACACCCCUGCUAGCAUAUCUCAGUGCAAGCCCGCCACCAUAACAUGGUCCGGAGGGUCUGAGCCAUUCGUUGCCCAUAUCACUCGUGGUGGGACGCCCAAGGCGGCUCCGCUCGAAUAUUUGGGCCCGCAGAACGGUCACUCACUGACCUGGACGCCUAACUUUGCAGCUGGGUCCUCUAUCGCUAUCGUGAUCAAGGACGCGAACGGAAAUGCUGCUGCAUCAGCACCGAUGACCGUCAAGGAGAGUGACGAUUAUAGCUGUCUUGCAUGAACCGGGUAUGUGUGGCGACAGAGACAGCGAUUAGCCUACUUCGUUCUUUUUGUUGGGAUGGGUAUGAUUCUUCAUGAUCUUCAUUUUAUUUAUUUGUUGCUCUUUCAAGUUAUAUCUAUCGUGGUGUAUCGUUACAGAGUCGUAAAUUCGUGAUUGCAACCGCACUGUGAUUCAGAUAUUAUCGUUGAUCCAUAUCGUGAGGCAGU